Molecule: messenger RNA, 2274 nt
Organism: Malania oleifera
Lineage: Eukaryota; Viridiplantae; Streptophyta; Magnoliopsida; Santalales; Ximeniaceae
Product: pollen receptor-like kinase 1
Exons: 3
Coding region: 1-2274 (757 amino acids)
Biological process (GO): protein phosphorylation
Molecular function (GO): protein binding; ATP binding; protein kinase activity
Source: RefSeq, a predicted model, not a curated record
AUGCCAUUAAAACUACUCCAUCCCCCACAAAGGCCAUCUUCGCCCCUGCAGCCACGGCAACCAUCCUCAAAUCCCACAGCCCCCGUGGAGGGCACGCACGCCGCCCCACCAGUGCGUGCACCACCUCACACCAUCAUCGCCGCUUCCAUGGCCCCCACCGCCUCCCGUACCGCUUUUAAUAUGAUUAAACAGAAUCGGGCGCCUCCGUCCACAUUGCACCCUCUGCUGCAGCUGCGCCUCCCGACGUUAACCGUUUUCAUAUUGGUAGUACUAUCCAACGUUGAUCCGGGGAUGGCUGCUGCCGGUUCCGCGGCUAGCAGUUCGCCGGAAUCAGAAGCCCUGCGCUCCUUCAUUUCCCAAUUCGAUAGUCCCGGAGGAUUGGCACCGUGGUUAUCUGAUACAAGCAGCCCGUGCAGGGGGAACAAAGCGAACUGGGACGGCCUAGUCUGCAACGGCGGAUCGGUGUGGGUUCUGCAGGCAGAGAACAAGGGGCUGAAGAGCGACGCGCUGAGCUUGGAGGCCCUCAGGAGGCUGCCCAAUUUGAGAUCCCUGAGCUUGAAGAGCAACAACCUCAGCGGCCAUUUGCCCAACAUAAGCACAAUCCUUCCGGCAUUGAAAUCGAUCUACCUGUCGGACAACCAGUUCGACGGGGAAAUCGCGGGCGGCGCGUUCGCGGGAAUGCUGAACCUGAAGAAGGUGCACUUGGCAAACAACAGGUUGAGCGGGAAAAUCCCGGAGUCGCUCACCCGCUUGCCCAGACUUUUGGAGUUGGAGCUGGAGAACAACAGGUUUGCUGGUAGAAUACCAGAUUUCCACAAUGACAAGAAGCUCUACCUGGUGAAUGUCUCCAACAACCUGUUGGAGGGUCCUAUUCCCCCGACCAUCUCCAAGAUGGAUCCAACCAACUUUUCAGGCAACCGGGGUCUAUGCGGGGCACCGCUGGCCAACAUCUGCCCUGUCGCCAAUGCCAGCUCCACCAACUCCGGCCAUAACGGCGGCAGCGGUGGCUCCAAGACAUCUACUGUGGUAAUAACCGCGGUGGCGGUGGUAGUAGCGGUGAUAGCAUUGGUGGCCAUCUGCGCCCUGACGAUCGUCAUCCUUCGGAGCCACCAGCGGUCAGCUCGGCAUCAAUUGCCGCUUGCAGCGGAGGGUCGGCCUCUGCCGUCAAGCUUGGGGAAGAAGGUGGGGUCCGGGGAGCUGGACCAGAUGGAGCAGGGCAAGAAGGGUGGUGCCGGCGGGGGACAAGCGGCAGGUGGGAGGUUGUCAUUUGUUAGGCAAGACAGGGAGAAGUUCGAGCUGGGGGAGCUGCUGAAGGCGUCGGCGGAGAUAAUGGGGAGCGGGUGCUUCGGGUCAUCCUACAAGGCAGCACUGGUGAAUGGACCGGUGAUGGUGGUGAAGAGGUUUAAGGAGAUGAACAAUGUUGGGAGGGAAGAGUUUCAAGAGCACAUGAGAAGGCUUGGGAAGCUCACACACCCCAACUUGCUUCCUCUUGUUGCCUACUACUACAGGCAGGAAGAGAAGCUCUUGGUCACCGACUUUGUUCACAAUGGCAGCCUUGCCGUUCGUCUUCACGGCAACAAUGCUCAAGGCGUACCGAGUCUAGAUUGGCCAAGUAGGUUGAAAAUCGUAAAAGGAGUGGGAAGGGGGCUGGCGUACCUCCACGGCGAGCUUUCAAGCCUUGUCACUCCGCACGGUCACCUCAAAUCCUCGAAUGUCCUCCUCAAUGAGUCCUUCGAACCUCUACUCGCCGACUACGGACUUGUUCCACUCACUAACCAAGAGCACGCCCAAGACUUCCUGGUGGCCUACAAGUCACCCGAGUACCGCGACCUCCACCGCGUCACUAAGAGGACCGACGUUUGGAGUCUCGGCGUCCUUAUUAUCGAGAUCCUCACGGCUCGGUUCCCGGCCAACUACAUGUUGCAGCGGGGGCAAGGGAAGGGGAGCGAAGAGUCGGACUUGGCAAGGUGGGUAAGCUCAGUGGCACAGGAGGCGGAGGCAUCGGGAGCGGAGGUGUUGGACAAGGCGAUGGGGGGAGGAAGGAGCGUGGGGAGCGAAAGGGAGAUGAUGAAGCUGUUGAGGAUAGGGUUGGCGUGCUGCGUGGGGGACGUGGAGAAGAGGUGGGACAUGAAGGAGGCUGUGGAGAGGAUCGAGGAGGUGAGAGAAGGUUUUGAUGACCAAGAGUUCUACUCCUCGCGAUCCUUUGCUAUCACCGAAGUCGACAACGACAAGUUUCAUUCCACCAGAAAGUUGUCCGAUGAUUUCGACAUGUAG